AUGAUACUCUUUCUUAUCGGAUUAAUUUUUGUGAGUACUUGUCAAUCACACAUAAUUCUACAACGAGCAACUUGCUCAUGGCCUGGACAUUGUGCUGGUGCUUCAUGUAGAACUGAAAAUGACUGUGAUGGAUCAUUGGUUUGUGUGAACGGAAAAUGUGGUAUUAAGUCUUCUGGAACCUGUUUACCUUCAGGUGUAUUGAAAGGCAAAAGUACCAACUGCAACACAGAAAAUGGAUCCGAGUGCUGUAAGAAAGGAAAAUCUUAUAAGCAAUAUAAAUGCUCUCCUAAAUCAACUAGCUCAGCUAUACUCACAUUAAACAGUUUCCGAAAAGGUGGUGAUGGUGGUGGUGGAGGUGCAUGUUAUGGACGUUUUUAUCCCGAUACGCAGCGCGUUGUCGCUUUAUCAACAGGAUGGUACAAUAAGGGAUCGCGAUGCGGGAAACAAAUUACCAUUCAUGGCAAUGGCAGGACGACAACAGCUCUAGUCGUUGAUGAAUGCGACUCGGUACAUGGAUGUGAUGCAGUACAUGCGGGACAACCACCGUGUCGUUACAAUAUUGUUGAUGGGUCUCCAGCUGUCUGGAAGAAACUAGGUGUAUCCAAGAACGACCCACGAUAUGGAGAGAUGGCUAUUUCAUGGAGCGGCUAG
This is a messenger RNA of Rotaria sp. Silwood2, 651 nucleotides long. The record is from the annotation of a GenBank genome assembly. Lineage: Eukaryota; Metazoa; Rotifera; Eurotatoria; Philodinida; Philodinidae.